Dacryopinax primogenitus is the source of this 3472-nucleotide messenger RNA. Its product is annotated as acid protease. The transcript is spliced from 3 exons. Bases 1 to 3333 code for a protein of 1110 amino acids. NCBI's taxonomy places the organism in Eukaryota, Fungi, Basidiomycota, Dacrymycetes, Dacrymycetales, Dacrymycetaceae. The record is from RefSeq and is a predicted model, not a curated record. Gene Ontology annotation, molecular function: aspartic-type endopeptidase activity. Gene Ontology annotation, biological process: proteolysis.
AUGCUCCCCCUCCUCCUCCUCCUGCUGCUCCCCCUCCCCCUCCUCCCCUUCCUCACUCUCACAACUGCCAUCACUCUCCCAAUAACUCAACGUCGUUCACCACGUAUAGGCACUUCAUUCCACAGAGGAACAAUCAACGCAGCAUCAUCACCCUCAAACGACACAGAAUCCGUAUCAACAGAUGCAGACCUCGUAUAUAUCGCAGAUAUCGACAUUGCAGGCACUUCUCUCCCAGUACAGAUCGAUACAGGCAGUAGUGACUUAUGGGUACAACCGCCCUCUCCCCUAUCAAGUAUAACCCAAUCCACAGUAUUCAUAAACAUGUCAUACGGAAUCGGGUACACAGCAGGCCUCGUAGCCCAAGCUUCCGUAUCCUUCGCCUCCUACACCCUGCCCCAACAAGCCUUCAUCCUCGCUUCCUCCGCCUCCAACCCCAUCUUCUCCUACGGCGCAGUCGGCAUCGUCGGCCUCGGGUUCACAUCUCUUUCCCAGAUCGACUACAGCGUGAACGCGACUGGUGCCAGUUGGGGCAGGUCACUGCUCUACAACGCCUUUGCGCAGAAACCGGGAGAUCCGAAUUUUAUCAGUUUUGUUCUUCAGAGGAGUGAGGACCCGAGUGAUGUCACACAGGGCAGUCUGACAAUAGGGGAGUACGUACCGGAGUACAGUAACAUCCAGGCUGGAGCGAAGCUUUCUACUGUGCCCGAGGUCGAGCCCAGUCGCUGGCAGAUAGGGCUCGACGCCAUCGAGACUUCUGGGGGGAACAUCACUGGGCUGAGCUCCAUCUCCCCCCAAGCGCCUGCAGGGAAACUCGUAGCCCUCCUAGACAGCGGCACUUCCUACGCCUACGUCACCCCCCAGAUCGCGCAAUCCAUCUACGGCUCCAUAGACGGAGCGUCACUCGACUCCUCAAGCCAGACGUGGACACUCCCCUGCUCUGCACAAGUGACACUAGCGUUCUGGUUCUCUGGCCAACGUGUCUAUGUCCAUCCACUCGAUUCCAACAGGCAGCAAGCGGACGGCUCCUGCAUAGGCACCUUCCUCCCCCAGUCUCUAGCCGUAGGAGGAGCAUACGACAUCCUCCUAGGGGACGUCUUCCUCCGAAACGUCUACUCGCUGUACGACUUCGGGGAUACCUCAGCGUCGGGCACGAGCGUGGGAGGGCCGUAUGUCCAGUUACUGGGGAUAACGGGCGAGCUCCAGGCGUUGCAGGAGUUUGUCGCUGUUAGGGGAGGGACGGUGCCUGCUAGUGUUGCCCAGGGAACGGAUACGACUACUGCUUCGGGCUCGCAAUCUACUGGGGUGCCAAGUCCUGGUAGCUCGGGCAGUUCCGGCAGUUCCGGCUCCUCCAGCUCCGGUAGCUCAGGCUCCGGCAGCUCGGGCUCAGGUUCAGGAUCGAGCACAAUCUCAGCAGCCGACCAAUCCUCCAUCAACAUCAGCAAACUGCUGGACUACGUCCCUGCCCUCCUGGGCCUCCUUGCGCUGAACACCCUCUUCCUGGUGUUACUCCUCGUACUCGGGGUUUGGGCGGUCUUGAGGUGGAAACGAGCGGCUGCGGGAGGGGCGGCAGCCGGAGCUGGGGGAGCCGGAGCCGGGGGAGGAGGAGGAGGAGGGUAUAAGCCCGUCAAGCUACAUACCGGGACUAGGGAGACGUACGACCCUGAAGCGCCGUACAACGCUCAAACCCAGAACCGCAGUACAGAGGAAAAGGCCGCCGACGCCCACGCGGAUAGGCACGGGCAGGGGGACGCACCCCUCUCGGCUCUGUCGGCUCUGGACCCACCUAGACUCCCGUUUGAGAUUAGGCAGAGCGUGUUCGACCCUAGGCUGUCGGUUUUCCAGACGAGGUCGAGUGGGUCUUUGGACAAGGUUUCACUGCGCUCCGGUUCUGGUACUGGUACUGGUUCUGGGUCGGGGAAGCAUGCGGGUUCGGAUGGGGAUGGGGAUGCAGAUGCGGAUGCGGAUGCGGAUGGGGAUGCGGAUGCGGAGGGCAAGAGGCCAACGACCCCUCUAAGCGCUGGGACGACACUUGUCCCUUCUAGCGCGGUAGACAACAGGCUCAGUAUGAUCCCCAGUGUAGGACCGAUCGACGAGCUCGGGGGCUCUUCCCCAGAAGACGCAGAGCCCGACGCAGCGCUCCCCGCUCACGCUCGCGCUACUGAGAGGGAUAGCCUGCUCCUCCCCCCUCUUUUUCCAUUCUCUGACCAUGGGGGAAAUCGUUCGACCCUGCCUGGGCUGCCUGCCUUACCCCUCAGUAGGCCGAGUAGCAUGCUCGCCCCCCUGGUGGGAGACCCGGCGGUCUUGCUCGCCACCUCUUCGCCGGACCGGAACAGGCUCGGGAGCGCUGGGAGCGCUGGGCUCGAGCCUCCUCGACCUUUCGCUAGCCGCUCGCCCUCCCCCUCCUCCGUCAACAACCCCGCCAACCCAAACCCAGGGCCGGGGCCGACGCAAGCGCUCAUCACCCUCCAAACUCCCGAAAAAGAACAUUUCCUCCUCCCCAGCCAUGGGCGGACUGACAGUCUCAGCCAGCUCCCGCCCCUCCCUCUCAGCAGGCCGGGGAGUAUCCUCCUCCCUAGCAACUCCGACCCGCAGAUCCAGAUCGGGGAUCGGAGGCUGAGCAGGCUCGACCCUCCCCCUCCAGGCCGAUACGCCAACCCUAGCCAAAGGCGGGGCAGUUCUAGCAGUGUCGAGCGCUCUCCGUCCCCCUCUCCAUCACCUACGACCUCCUCAUUCCCUAACCUCAACCUCCGCGCUAGCGUCAUACACGCUUCUUCUGCCCCUCCCCCUCGCCCCGCACCCCCAGGGAGAGCUGGACCCCCCCGCCCGCUGAGCUUGGUCGACUCCGGCGCUGCUGGACCUCCGAGGCCUAGGAUCCUCUCCCCGCGUAUUGCAGACCGGCCGACGAGCAUGUUCGACACUACGCCGGCCUUGCAGCCUCCGCCCGCGAGCCUGCGAGGUUCUCGCUUGUCGAGAGCGAGCUAUGUCCCUCCUUCGGCUUCUGCCACGGCUGGGGACAUCUCCCCAACCCGUGGGUACCAGCUUCGGGACGGGCCCGUCCCUAGCCCCAAUCCCAAUCCCAGUCCUAGUUCAGCUUCUACCCCCGGCAGCGGAACCACCAGCGCCGAUCCGAGCCCGACGUUUCCUCCCGGGCUUCGGGCGAGCCAAGCGAACCGUAUCCCAUCUCGAUCUCGCUUAGCACAGCCGUCCUUCAUCCCUGAGCAGGACGACCUUAGUCCUGUUGACCUCCAAACUCCUACCGAUAACAAUAGGAGGGCGACGAUGUUCCUCCCUCCUCUGCCACGUUCACGCCCUGGGUCGUACUAUGACCCGUAGAGCGGAGGACUUGACGGAGGACGCACUUCAUCCACCCCAUACGACCGUAGCACCAGAUCUAUCCCUCUUUUACUUUAUUGUCUGAUAUCAUGGACUCGAGAUGUACAAUUUGCUCGCUAGCGAGCUACGCUUUCUUUUU